This is a messenger RNA of Trichoplusia ni (cabbage looper), 3276 nucleotides long. RefSeq names its product sarcalumenin. The record is from RefSeq and is a predicted model, not a curated record. Gene Ontology annotation, molecular function: GTP binding. The coding region runs from base 183 to 2735 and encodes 850 amino acids. Lineage: Eukaryota; Metazoa; Arthropoda; Insecta; Lepidoptera; Noctuidae. The transcript is spliced from 11 exons.
CGCUGAAAGCUCCGGCGCGGGGAGAGGCUCGCUCGCGCGCCAGUACCCCUCCGACCAGCGAUGCUGUGCUGUCUCCGGAAAUAGAUGUAGAUGUGUACAACGUUCUUAGAUCGGCCGACCAGGUGCGCGAGUGUGUGUGCAAAUGACUGAUAGCCCAGCGUAGCGGGCUUAACUUGAACAACAUGUGGAGUAAAGGAGUGACGCUAUGGAGGUUUAUGUUGUGCAUGUUGUUCGCGGUGUCGGCGUGCGCCGCGGCGGUGCGAGCUGACGAAGACGUACCAUCCGAGUCUCAAUGCCGGCCCUACAUCGAGAAAGCUCUUAAAGAGCUCGAAUCAGGAGAUGUCGAACCAGAUUCUGCCGAAAAAACCGACAGUAGUGAAGUAAGUGUCGACGACGGAGACGAUACAAAGGAAGUUGUUUCGGCAGAAAGUGGCGGAGAAACAGCUGAAGCGGGGGAAAGUGCGGAAAAUGAUGCAAACUCAGUAGAGAUUGCUGAUGAGCCGUACGUACCUCAAGCGUCCGUCGAAGAAUUAGAAGCUGGAGCCGACGAUUCUGACUCAAAGGAAGCUACAGAUGGAGGUAGUGACGAACAACAGGCCGACAAUGGAGACAGCAAAGAGGAGACGGCGUCUGCUGAUGAAGAAACAGCUGAACAAGAAAGUGGAGAAGAAAAAGACGAGACAAAAGCUGAAAGUGACGAAAACUCCCAGGAAGGAACCGAAGACGACAGCAAGGAAGUAAAGGAAGAUGACAGCCAAGAAAACGAAAACGCUAGUCAAGAAGCUGCCGAUAACGAAAGUAAGUCAGCUGAGGACGCUGAAGCGUCUGAUGAAACUAAAGACGAUGAUGAAGACAAGACAAAAGAAGACGAUGGAUCUCAAGAAAAGGCUGAUGAAUCUCAGGAAGAGACCGACACACAACAAGAUGAAGACUCUCAAGAAGCUAAAGAUGAUGACUCUAAAGAUGCAGACGCUGGAGACGAAUCCGAAGAAAAAGCUGCAUCAGUAGAAGACAAAGAGGAAUCUGGAGAACAAAAGGACGAAUCAUCUGAAGCAAAGGACGAAUCGGCAGAAGAAAAAGACGAAUCUGCUGACGAAAAAGAUGCUUCCGGCGAAGAAAAAGAUGAGUCUGAGGAACAAAAAGCCGAAUCUGGAGAAGAAAAAGAGGAAACAGUAGAAGACCAAGAUAAAUCGGCAGAAGAAACAGCUGAGUCUGAAGAGAAGGAAGCAUCUGCAGAAGAAGCUGAAGGAGGGGUAGAAGAAAAGUCACAAGAAGAAGAGGAUGCUAAGGAUAGUAAGGAGGAAGGAGACAAGUCCGAGGAGGCCGCUGAUGCCGGAGAGGAGGAAGCUGAAGCAGGAGAACAGGAAGCAGAAGAAGAAGAAGGCGCUCCUGAGGAGGAUUUAUUACUUGUCGGAGAAAUUCCUGAAAACUUAAGAUCUCGAGACCACAUCACUAAAAUCCUCAGACUUGAUGAAGAAGCGAGUGAAGAUGAAUUAACUAUUGAGAAAUCAGCCGACAUUGUUCUUAGGGACCUCAAGAAAUUAUACGAAAACUCCAUCAAACCCUUAGAAGGACUGUACAAGUACAGAGAUUUAAGUAACAGGCACUUUGGAGACCCUGAAAUAUUCUCAAAACCUUUGAUCCUAUUCAUGGGCCCGUGGAGCGGUGGUAAAUCUAGCAUUUUGAACUAUUUGACGGGACUCGAAUUCACUGAAUGGUCGCUUAGAACUGGGGCAGAACCAUCUCCGGCAUAUUUCAACAUUCUUAUGCACGGUAAAGAACCACAGGUACUAGAUGGUACUCAGUUAGCAGCUGACUGGACUUUCUCGGGACUUCAGAAGUUCGGACAAGGUUUGGAAGAGCGUCUUAGGGGUUUGAGAUAUCCCAGCAAGAUUCUGGAAAAGGUAAACAUCGUGGAAAUUCCUGGAAUUCUUGAAGUGAGGAAGCAGGUGUCUCGAGUUUUCCCCUUCAAUGACGCUUGCCAAUGGUUCAUCGACCGCGCCGACAUCAUCUUCCUGGUUUACGAUCCUUCCAAACUGGACGUCGGGCCCGAAACUGAAGCUAUUCUCGACCAACUCAAGGGCAGGGAGUCUCAGACACGUAUCGUGCUGAACAAGGCAGACACCGUGAAACCAGAGGAGUUGAUGCGCGUCCAGAGCGCCUUGAUAUGGAACAUUUCGCCGUUGAUGAGCUCGGCACAGCCGCCCGUCAUGUACACUGUGUCUCUGUGGUCCAUGCCGUACGAGGCAGGCGCGCCCGUACGCUUGCUGCAAGCCCAGGAGAGAGAGCUCCUGAGGGACUUGCGACAAGCUAUAGACAAGCGCAUUGAGAACAAGAUCGCCAGCGCUAGGAGAUUCGCUGUCCGUGUAAGAAAUCACGCGAAGAUGGUCGACUGCUAUCUGACGACGUAUUACAACCACAAGACGAUAUUCGGCAACAGGAAGCUCAUCGCUGACGCCAUUAUUGAAAACCCUCAGAACUACCACAUCUAUGAGGGAUUGAGCACACUCACUAACAUUUCCAGGUACGACCUGCCCGAUCCCGAGACGUACCGGGACUUCUUCCGGUUGAACCCCCUGUUCGAGUUCCAACAGCUGUCGGCUACGUGCACGUACUUCCGCGGCUGCCCCAUCACGCGGCUCGACGUCGCCAUCGCUUACGACCUGCCCGAGCUCGUCGGCAAGUACAAGAAGAUGGUAGAGACAGCCACGCCUCAAGGCAUGCCUAAGAGUUGAUGCCUCGAACGAACGAACCCCGCACCACACAACACAUCCGCUUUUUAAUUUUAGCCAAUUGGAUUGGACACAUAUUUUGGGCACAUUUUGCAUUUCUUCAUCUAAUCGGGCAUCAAAUCAUGAAAUAUUUUUCGUUACAUCGCAUUUCUGUAUUUAUCAGUAAUUUAUUUUGCUUAAUACUCGCUUGUUCCUGUUUUUUGAGGUGAAUGAUGUCGUAUUGUAUGGUUUAUUGUGAUUUUCUUCGUGCGUUUAUUAGUGGUGGUGAUAGAAAAGUAAAAACGCAAGACAACUUCCAAUCCUUAUUAUCAAGAUGUCUUUUUAUACUUACAUGUCUCGAAUUGCAAUAAAUUACUAGUCAUUAUUGAUGAAGUUUGUUAGCUAUUCUUGUAUCUUAUUCUAAGGUAUGUAAAUGUAGGUAAGUAUCCUACAACUAGGUCUAAUAAAUCCCGUACUUAAGCGGCAUUUGCCGUGAUUAUUUCUUCGUUAGUUAUUAAUGAGACACAAUGUGACUAUGUAUUUAAGUAAAAACAAAAUAAAAAUC